Silurus meridionalis is the source of this 4934-nucleotide messenger RNA. RefSeq names its product inversin (gene invs). Gene Ontology annotation, molecular function: protein binding. The record is from RefSeq and is a predicted model, not a curated record. NCBI's taxonomy places the organism in Eukaryota, Metazoa, Chordata, Actinopteri, Siluriformes, Siluridae.
UCCAGAUGUGUUUGCAUUAUGGGAAAAGUUUGUAGCGGUGUGUUUUUUUGGCUAGAUCCUACAGAAAAACGCGUUAUUAAUGUUAGGAUUGUAAAUGUUAUAUUUUGUUUAUAGUGCGCGUUCAGAUGCAUGCAAUCACAUUUCGUAUUUCAUCUUGAAUAAGGAAGGUGCAGUAGAGCUGCCAGGGGGACCUGCAGAGAUUCUUGGCCCAGCAAGGGAACACAAAGCUGGGCAACAUCUGCUGAGGCAUCCUGUGUCUUCCUGAACUCCAUCAUGGCCACGGAGCAGCCCUUGAAGUCAUCUGGUCCCUCCCCUUUAAGUUCGCAGGUGCAUGCAGCAGCUGUGAAUGGAGACAGGAGCUCCUUGCAGAGACUGAUCACAGCAGAGCCAUGUCUGAGAGACAGUGAGGAUCAGUUUGGCAGGACUCCUCUGAUGUACUGCGUGCUGGCCGAUCGCUUGGAUUGUGCUGAGACGUUACUGAAGGCGGGAGCUUCGGUCAACAAAGCCGAUCGCAGCAAGAGGACAGCGCUGCAUCUCGCUGCACAGAAGGGCAACGUUCGCUUUAUGAAGUUGCUUCUGUCGCGGCAUGCUAAUUGGCUGCUGAAGGAUCUUGAGGAAAUGACACCGUUGCACUUAGCGACACGUCACUCCAGCCCUAAACCCCUGUCUCUCCUGCUGAAGCACAUGGCACCUGGAGAGGUUGAUACUCAGGACAGGAACAAGCAAACAGCACUGCACUGGAGUGCUUUCUACAACCACGCUGAACAUGUAAAGCUGCUGAUCAAACACGACUCAAACAUCGGAAUACCGGACAGCGAGGCAAAAUUCCCGCACUGGGCAGCUCACAACAAGCACCCCAACGCCACACACACUGUUCGCUGCAUUCUGGAUGCCGCCCCUACCGAGUCGCUUUUAAACUGGCAGGAUUAUGAAGGCCGGACACCACUUCAUUUCGCAGUGGCCGACGGAAAUGAAGAGGUGGUGGAAGUUUUGACUUCGUACAAAGGCUGCAGCGUGACAGCCUACGACAAUCUGUUCCGAACGCCGCUUCACUGGGCCUCAUUGCUCGGCCAUGCGCGUAUUGUUCAUCUGCUGCUGGAGAGAAACAAGUCAGGUAUGAUCCCAUCAGACACAGGAGCCACGCCGCUGCACUAUGGAGCUCAGAGCAACUAUGCUGAUACGGUGGUGGUGUUCCUGAGACACCCCUCGAUACGUGAUGAGCCUGAUCUGGAGGGCAGGACCGCCUUCAUGUGGGCUGCUGGGAAGGGCAGCGAUGAUGUCAUCAAGGUCAUGCUGGAGCUGAAGCACGAUAUGGACAUCAAUAUGGCUGACAAGUAUGGAGGCACAGCACUGCAUGCAGCCGCACUCUCAGGCCACAUAUCAACUGUACGGCUGCUGCUUGAAAAAGGAGCCAUCGUGGACCCUCUGGAUGUGAUGAAACACACUCCACUGUUCCGUGCCUGUGAGAUGGGCCACCGCGACGUCAUCCUUACGCUUAUCAAAGGUGGGGCACAUGUGAACUUGGUGGACACAGACGGUCAUUCGGCGCUGCACUGGGCAGCGUUGGGCGGAAACGCAGAGGUGUGCGAGGUGCUGAUGGAGAACGGGCUCGGCCCAAACCUGCAGGAUCACGCAGGCAGGACGCCGCUGCAGUGCGCUGCGUACGCAGGUUAUAUAAACUGCAUGGCCCUGCUUAUCCAGCAUGAUGCUGACCCCAACAUCCAGGAUAAAGAGGGGAGGACGGCGCUCCAUUGGUCAUGCAAUAAUGGAUAUUUGGAUGCUGUAAAACUUUUAUUGGGAUGUGGAGCUUUUCCUAACCACAUGGAGCACACAGAGGAGAGGUACACUCCUCUGGACUAUGCCUUACUGGGAGAGCAUCAGGAGGUGACGCAGUUCCUUUUGGAGCACGGCGCUCUGUCCAUCGCUGCCAUCCAGGAUAUCGCUGCUUCGUCCAUUCAGGCUUUGUACAAAGGUUAUAAAGUGCGGCGAGCUUUUAAGGAGCGCAAGAACCUAUUAAUGAGGCAUGAGCAGCUCCGUAAAGAUGCAGCCAAGAAGAGGGAAGAGGAGCGAAAGCGUGAGGCUGAACAGCAGCUCUUACUGGCCGGAGCACAUCGUCAGAUGACGUUGGUCCAAGUGAGAAGCGAGAAGCUGCCGUUGGCUGUUACUGAACUCGAGAUGAAAAGCAUGAAACCUAAAGGCCAGAAACAUCAAAAAUCAUCAAAGGUUUAUCUUAGCCAAUCACGUGACAGGACUGAGAAACAGCCGAAAGAGUCAGAGCACAGGGCCGAAACCCUAGAAACCUCUCCGGUAUCUACUUUAAACCUGCCCGUGAUUCCUCAAACUCUGAGCAGAUCAGAAACGAGGACAGAUGUGUGUGUGAGCGGUGUGCAUGCACCUGAAAAGAGUGUAGCCAGGACAGAGCGUCAUUCUCCUGCAGGUUCCAGCAGACCGGGCAGUGCCAGACAAACACACCCUGUUCAUUUGAGACCCAGGACUUCAGAAAGCAGCUCUAAACCCGAAUCCAGGACAAACCACCCAGCGAUGGCGUCCCCUCCUGCUGGUGUGUGUCAAUCCGGCCGCUUCAGCUCACUCCCAGUCGAAGCAGGACGGGAGAAGAGCAGAAUGAGGGAGCCACAGGCUGAGGGGGAAAAAGAAAAGCUGUCUAGGCCCAAGAGAGAGAAAGAACGUAGGACUGCAAAAGAAGCAGAGAAGUGCUCGAGGACCGUAAGAGAAGCAGAUAAAAUCUCUGAACGAGAAACCCAAAGAGGUUGGUGCAAAGACGUAGACAACGGAAGGCGCAUGGAAAAAGAGAAGGAGCCCAGAAGAAAGAAUCUGCAGAGAAGGACCCAAGCAGCGAGAGUGAUACAGGCAGCUUGGAGGAGGUUCUGUAUUCGAAGACGCCUUAAAGAACUGCUGUGUGGGAAUGUUGAAUGGCCCACGCCUGCAGAAGCCACCGCUCUUCUGAUUCAGUUUUUAUGGGAGCGUCCACUCCACAACGAUAACACGAGGCAGAAAACCGUAUCCAGAGUACAGUCACCUCCUGCUAAAGGCCCGGCAAAGAAAAGCUCAGUGCUGCAAAGUAUUUAUGGAGGAGCCCAGGCAAAAAGGGGGCGCUCACUGAGAGCUUUGUCCGCUCUCAACACACAUAGCCAGAGCCAACUACUGCACGACCUGUCGCUUAAGCCCACCAAACAAAUGAGUGGCAUCGAAUGCGUGCACUUACUGGACUCUAUGAAUCAAGCCAAGCAGUACUCGUAUCACCUCCGUCCUCCGAGUGCCAGCAGCCAGAGCAGAACCAAAGACUGAGAGCACCUUGGCGAACAUUCUUGUUCAUCAGCAAUGACCAAACUGUAUUCACUACACAUUUCCAAUAAUUCACAAACACACAGAAGACUGACAACACACUAUCGAGGUCCGGGAUUCUAUGUCGUCACCAGUGAGGUACAGAAGGAUGUCCUGACAACCACACAGGGAAAAGUCCUGAACCACGAGAUGACCUUCUUUAGCUGGUUACGGACCUGUCAUAUGGAUGACUUGGACCUGACAUAACAAGGCCGCCAGCACAGGAGUGCUUGAUAAGACAUUUUUAUCAAAUACAAUGGAAUCUGUAUCCAUGUACAAGUGAAGGGAUUUUUAAGCAAAACAAACACUGCAAAUUGGUGUUUUGUCAUAAUUGUUUCUACUUUGAACAUUUGAAGGAUCCUGUAUAGUCAUGUGACUGAUGAGUCCGGUGUUGGUUUAUAUUUUCUAAGGUCAGCGAAAUAUACCCACAUUGUAUUGUGUACUUGACUUUUAUAUAACGAGGGGUGACCGGAAAAAGCAGGGGUUGUUAUGCUAUUUAGCAGUGAGAGUAUAUUAAGGCAGAAUAUAAAUGUGUGGUAUACAGUACUGAGUAUAGGCAGUAGUUUAGCAACUCAGCACAACUUCACAAUGUGUACUUAGUUGUGCUGAGUUGCUAACUUCUGACUUUUUUGUAUGCUAAUUGAGUGAGGUCUCGUUUCAAAUUGUCUGGCAGCUGAUGCCCCCUGAAUAAAAAGGACACCAACUGCAAAUCAGUACUGUCUUUUUCUAACCGAUCACCUUUAUCGUAGAAACAUUUUGAAAAUGGGGUAGUCUCAUGCAGAAUGACUAAACAAUUUGAUGAGUCUCUGGAUGGAAAAUUGACCAAGCUGCCUCUCUAAGCAAGACCCUUAAAACUAAUGCUAGGCAUGAUCCCGAGUCCCGUUUACUCCCAUGAUUUAUCAGAUCUGAACAGAUUUUUGAGUGAUGUUUUGGAUGAAUCAUAGAACACCAAUAAAAGAAAUAUCUUAUGAGGAGGUAUGGUGUUUGCCUCUGCAGUACCACUCUAUAAAAAUGUAGAAGCUCUAACAGGGGGCAGAUCUGGCAUGCUGUGUGGGCUCAACACCUUGUACGUUCUUAUUUUUUCCUUUAAUUUGUCCUCCUUGUAUAUGCAUGUAUUAUAUAUCCUGUAGAAUUGUACUAUAUGGAUAAAACUUUGUGGACACCUGACCAUUAGAUUCAUAUAUUCCACAUUUAGUGCCUAUUUUGCUGCUCUAAUAUCCUCACUACUACUGCUUUCACUUUCAAUCCUUCUAAAGCAUAUCUUCAUGAAGAUGGCUUUGUGCACAGGGGCAUCGUCAUGCUGGAACAGGUUUGGUCUCCUAGUUCAAGUGACGGGAAAAUUAAUGCUACUGCAUCCAAAGAUACAAUUGUGGGCCUUAAACGUUGUGGUAACAGUUUGGGGAAGAACCACAUACUGCUGGAAAAGUCAGGUGUCUCAAUACUUUUGUCCAUACAGUGUAUAUAAACUGUAGAUAAAUUAGAAAGCAUACAUUCAUUUUUGUAUCAACUGCUCGUUCUUCUACAGCUGUUUUGUGCAAUACAUACGGCUUUGUAAAAAAAAAUUUAAUAAUAAAAAUUUUUUUUAUACCGUU